Molecule: messenger RNA, 780 nt
Organism: Bicyclus anynana (squinting bush brown)
Lineage: Eukaryota; Metazoa; Arthropoda; Insecta; Lepidoptera; Nymphalidae
Exons: 3
Coding region: 1-780 (259 amino acids)
Biological process (GO): regulation of transcription by RNA polymerase II
Cellular component (GO): transcription regulator complex; nucleus
Source: RefSeq, a predicted model, not a curated record
AUGGCCCAACGCAGACGACACACUACCGUGACAGACUUUUUAGUCUGUGAAAAUAGAACCUAUGUAAUCGUAUGCAGUAACGCACACGACGCACAAAAAGUCCUGCGCACAAAUAAUCCGUGUAAUUCUGGCAGACCGCGCCACACCGCGCCGCGCCGAGCCGCGCAAAAAGUAUGCGAAAAAAAUACAACGCUUGUUUCCACCCGAGCUAACGCAGACGCCACGCACUUUAGUCUGCAGCCUGCGCUCGCGACGUACGCGCGGUAUUACAUCAUGGCGCCAGACAUCGAUGUAUCGAUGCUAAUACAAGAAAUACAAAACAGACCAGCAAUUUAUGAUACUUCCAAGCCAGAAUAUCAUGAUAGAAAUUUAAAAAGAAAAAUGUGGGAUGAAGUUUGCUGUAAUAUUUAUUCCGCUCCUGUUUGGACAUCGAUGACGUCUAAUGAAAAAACAAAAUUCGGAAAAGAAAUACAGACGAAGUGGAACUCUUUGAGAAGUUGCUUUCGAAGGGAACUUAGUGCUCAAAAAAAUAUUCCUUCUGGAAGCGAAAGGAAAAAGAAGAGAAAAUAUAUUUACUUUGAUUCCCUGCUAUUUUUAUUGCCAUUUACAGUAAUAGAGAAUAAUGAAUCUUCUAUCGAAAUCGAACAAAGUUCGGAAUCAUUAGACGUCACCACAGUGCACAGUUCAGAUACUGAAUCAAUUGAUUCUAAACGUCCAAAGAUGCAAACGAAGAAGAAGACUAAUUGUUACGAUGAGCAAAAAAAGAAGACUGCUUGUUAA